Molecule: messenger RNA, 1401 nt
Organism: Plasmodium adleri (nom. inval.)
Lineage: Eukaryota; Apicomplexa; Aconoidasida; Haemosporida; Plasmodiidae
Product: protein phosphatase-beta
Exons: 2
Coding region: 1-1401 (466 amino acids)
Biological process (GO): mitotic cell cycle; peptidyl-serine dephosphorylation
Cellular component (GO): cytosol
Molecular function (GO): protein serine/threonine phosphatase activity
Source: RefSeq, a predicted model, not a curated record
AUGAAAAAUUGUGAAUUAUCAAAACGAGAUUUAAUUUUUAAUAAUGUAAUAAAUACAAAGAAUAAUUUAAAACGUCUAAAUAAAAACGUAAAAGGAGAUCUUACAUAUGCUGAGAAAAAAACAAAAGAUACUUUUUUAAGUAUUGAACAAGAUAAAGAUAAAGAUAGUGAACUAGAUUGUGGACAAUCAGAAAAAAAAUACAAAAUAUCAAAUGAAGAACAAAUAAAUAAUACAUGCUCAAAUUUUAAUAAAGAAGAUAAUUAUAAUAUAUAUGAUAAUUUAUCUGUUAAAGAAUUAAGCGAUGAAGAAGUAAGCUCAGAAAAUGAAUAUAAUAAAAAGAUAAAAAAAAAUGUUUUAAACAAUACAAUAAAUAAUCAAAAUUCAAUAGAACAAUAUACUAAAGAGUCCUUGAACGAUGAACAAAGUUAUAAAAAUAUUAAUGAAGAAAACAACAUUAAUUCAUGCAAAAUUUCUUAUAAUGUAGAUGAAUGGAUUUGUAAAUUGUUAAAAUGUGAACUAUUAAAAAUCGAAGAAGUCAAAUUAAUGUGUGACCUCUUAAUUGAUAUUUUAAAAAAUGAAGAAAACUGUGUCAGAAUUAAUGUCCCUGUAACGGUUGCUGGAGAUAUUCAUGGACAAUUCUUCGAUCUUUUGGAAUUAUUCCAUAUUGGAGGUUUACCACCUGAUGUGAAUUAUUUAUUUUUAGGCGAUUACGUAGACAGAGGUUACUAUUCGUGUGAGUGUUUUUGCUUAGUUGCAUGUUUUAAGAUAAAAUACCCAAGCAGGGUAACAUUAUUGCGAGGUAAUCAUGAGAGUAGACAGAUAACAAAGGUAUAUGGUUUUUACGACGAAUGUAUAAGAAAAUAUAAUAAUAACAACAUAGUAUGGAAAUAUUUAACUGAUGUGUUUGAUUAUUUGCCCUUAACAGCAAUAAUAAAUGAUGAGAUAUUUUGUGACCAUGGUGGUAUAUCUCCAUGUUUGCAAACAAUAGAUGAUAUAAAUAAGUUGGAUAGAUUUAAAGAGAUACCUCAGGAUGGAGCCAUAUGUGAUUUAUUGUGGAGUGACCCUGCUGGUCCUGAGGAUGAAAUAACAGAGGGUUGGAAACCUUCUCCUAGAGGAGCAGGAGUUUUAUUUAGUGAGGAAAAAACGGAAGCUUUUUUACGUAUGAACAAACUUUCUUGUAUAUGUAGAGCUCAUCAAUUAGUACAAGAUGGAUUUCAAUGGAUGCAUAAUGAUAAGGUUGUUACAAUUUUUAGUGCUCCUAAUUAUUGUUAUCGUUGUGGUAAUUUUGCUUCUUUAAUGCUUGUAGAUGAAUUUAUGGAAAAAGAUUUUAUAACAUUUAAUACAGCUCCAUUAAGAGCUAAUGCUCAAGCUUUAAGAAGAAAUGUUCAAUAUAUGUUGUAA